Megalobrama amblycephala (Wuchang bream) is the source of this 4606-nucleotide messenger RNA. RefSeq names its product DEAH (Asp-Glu-Ala-His) box polypeptide 29 (gene dhx29). Gene Ontology annotation, molecular function: ATP binding; RNA binding; RNA helicase activity. Bases 382 to 4485 code for a protein of 1367 amino acids. NCBI's taxonomy places the organism in Eukaryota, Metazoa, Chordata, Actinopteri, Cypriniformes, Xenocyprididae. The transcript has 27 exons. Gene Ontology annotation, biological process: translational initiation. The record is from RefSeq and is a predicted model, not a curated record. Gene Ontology annotation, cellular component: intracellular anatomical structure.
CUUAAAGAUACGCUACAACAAAUGCCUCUGUAACGUUACCUCUAAAAUGUGUAAUCUACUUUCCUCUUGAAUUAAGUAUUUUGUCCUGUUUUUACCUCUCUCUUAGGACCUAUGGAGGCCCAAACGCGAAUAAAUAAAUAUAUAAAUAAAUCAUGCAAUCUGCAUAAAGUUAAAUCCAAAGUUUUCAAAUUAUUCCACUGAACUUUUAUUUUGAAAGAAGCUUCUGUAGUUUCAGUCUUCACAAAUUCUCAUAGAGUUGGCUUAGCUGGCUGUCAGCACAGUCUUCUUUACCAUUUUCCAGCCAUAAAAUUUGUGUUUAUCGAAAUGUUGAUAAUUUUGUGUACUGGUCAGUAACAGACACUUGAACUGGUUAUUUUCGCAAUGGGUGGAAAGAAAAAGAAGUCGGCAGCAGUUCCCACGAGUGUGCAGCAGCCGGCUGCUGCAGGGAACAGUGCUGCUGUGAACGCAUCUGAAUCCACGGGCAAAAAACACCAAAAGAGACCAAACAAUGAGAAAUCAGCCUCGAAGGAAAACAAACUCAGAGCACCUAAAACAUACAGUCUUAACACUAAUGCGCAGACUGAUACAGGCAUGUCUGAUAAAUCAAUCCUGAAGGUUGUCAUCCAUCCAGAACUGGAAAAGAAGGUGAUCAAGUUGAUCAAUGAUUAUAGGCAAGAACAUGCUGAUAAAGGACCAAUAUCUGGGAGACUCACAUCCAAAAAGUUGCUGGAUUUGUACACGGCCUUGCAAAUGUUCCAGUUUAAGACGGAGCACAUCGAGGAGGCCAUGAAGAGCAGUGUGUUGUAUGGAGGCGAUCUGCACUCAGCGCUCGACUGGCUCUGUCUGAAUCUCAGAGACGAUGAGCUACCGGAGGGAUUCAGCCAGAAGAUGCAAGAGGAGAAACAGAAGACUCGCCCUAAGUUCCAGCCUCCUAGAGAGGACAAGCAACAGCCUGUUACCAAGAAAGAAGCACCCAAAGAGGAGGAGAAACCUAAGGCAAAGACUCCUAUAAAAGAUGGUGGUGGCAGUAUGAAGGAGUGGAUACUGCGCUACGCUGAACAAUCUGAAGAUCAGAGCAGCGAAGAAGAUGAAGGACACAGGGACACAAGUGUUUAUAACCCAGAGUUGGAGGAGAAGUUUGAUCCUAAUGACAGAUACCUGCAGCUGAGCGCUCAGCUGUAUGAUGCAAAGGACAUGGCUGCUGGAUCAAAAGCCAAGAAAGACAAAGCAGGGCAGAGGACAGCACAAGAUCGGAUCAGAGUCAUCCAGCAAGAAAUGAAGUCUUUGGAGUGUCAUCCAAUGUUCAAUUCAGCGAUCAAAGUUAAAGACACUCCUAAAGAGGACAAGAAGCCAGUUACACUCACUGAUGGCAAAGAGGAAAUCAACUUCAACCUCUUUGAGGAAGAAGACAAACCACCAGCAGAAAAAACUGAGAAAAAAAAGGAGCCCAAAGACAUCCGAAACUUUGACUACACAUCAAGGAGCUGGACUGGGAAGUCACCUAAACAGUUUUUGAUUGAUUGGUGCAGGAAAAACCUCCCGAAGAGCCCUCCACCUUCCUUUCAGAAAGUUGCAGUCGGGAGAUAUUGGAAAUGCAAAGUACGCAUUCAGAGGCCUGAUGAUGUUUUGGAGGUGUGUCCCACUAUCCUGACUGAAGACGGCAUGCAGGCCCAGCACUUAGGAGCCACGUUAGCCCUUUAUAAACUAGUCAAAGGACAGUCUGUGCAUCAGCUGCUGCCACCCACCUACCGUGACGUGUGGCUUGAGUGGCGAGAUGACGAACAAAAAGAGGAGGAGCAAACCCGCUCUGCCAUCAACAAACCACGUGACCAGUUUAUCGCACGUCUGCUCACUCGCCUCAAACAGCAGCAAGCCCUCCAACUGCAGGCCGAGCCGCAGGAAAGUCUCCAGGACGCAGAACCAGAAGACUCCUGGGAGAACCUGGACAUGCAGGAGGACCACGAGCCCAAGCGGGGAGGAGGCCUCAUGAUGGAGGAGGCGUCCCGGAGGCUGUUCCUCAAACUGCGAGGCUCUCCUGUGGCACACAGGCUGCUGGCUGAGAGGGAGCAGCUGCCCGUUUUCCAGCACCGUGAGAAGGUGCUAGAGGCUCUACGGCGCCACCGCGUGCUGGUGAUUGCGGGGGAAACGGGAAGUGGGAAGAGCACACAGAUUCCUCAGUUCAUCCUGGAAGAGCUCCUGGCUGCUGGGGAGGCCGCGCAGCCGUGCAAUGUGGUGGUGACGCAACCCAGAAGAAUUUCAGCCACAAGUCUGGCCAGCAGGGUGUCACAGGAGCUGGGGAGUGAGGAUGGACCGGGAGGCAAGAAUUCACUGUGUGGAUACCAGAUCCGGAUGGAGAACCGCUCUAGUGACGCCACACGACUGCUGUACUGCACCACUGGAGUUCUGCUGCGCAAACUACAGCAGGACCAGCUCCUCAGCUCCCUCACUCACAUCAUCGUGGACGAGGUUCACGAGCGAAGCGUACAGUCAGAUUUCCUUCUCACCAUACUAAAAGAAGUGGUGCAUAAGCGCACAGAUCUGCGUUUGAUCUUGAUGAGCGCUACAGUCGACUGUCAGAAGUUUGCCAACUACUUCAACCGCUGUCCUGUGGUCACCAUACCCGGCAGAACUUUCCCUGUGGAGGUGUUUCACCUGGAGGAUAUCGUGGAGGAGACGGGUUAUGUGCUGGAGCAGGACUCGGAGUACUGUCAGAAGUAUGUGGAGGAAGAUGAUGAGAUCAACAUCAGCAUCACACAGAAAGGAGGGAAGACUAUUCAGCACAAGGAGCUGAUUGUGAGGGACUCUGGUUCAGGUUGGGAUCUGGGCCCUGAGCUGGAUCACUUCAGCAGCCGGACACGACACGUCCUGCAGUACAUGAACCCCAGCAAGAUAAAUAUGGAUCUGAUAUUAGACCUGCUGGCAUACCUGGAUAAAUCACCUCAGUUUCGUGAUGUGGAUGGUGCGGUUCUGGUCUUCCUCCCAGGCCUGGCUCAUAUUCAACAGCUGCAUGAUCUACUGACCACAGACAAGAGAUUCAGCUCAAAGAACAGAUACAAGCUAGUUGCUCUCCACUCCACACUGUCAUCCCAGGACCAGUCUUCUGCAUUUACAGUGCCCCCUGCUGGAGUGAGAAAGAUUGUUCUGUCCACAAACAUCGCUGAGACUGGCGUCACCAUUCCUGAUGUGGUCUUUGUCAUUGACACAGGAAAAACAAAAGAAAAUCGGUAUCAUGAAAGCAGCCAGAUGAGCUCUCUGGUGGAGACGUUUGUGAGUAAAGCCAGUGCCCUCCAGAGGCAGGGACGGGCAGGACGUGUUCGAGAGGGCUUCUGUUUCCGUCUUUAUCCCAAAUUCAGAUUUGAGAGCUUCAUUGACUACUCCAUCCCAGAGAUUCUCCGAGUGCCUUUGGAGGAGCUUUGCCUUCAUAUUAUGAAGUGUGAAUAUGGCUCUCCAGAGGAUUUCCUGUGUCGCGCUCUCGAUGCGCCUCAGCCACAGGCCGUGUGUAAUGCUGUCAGCCUGCUGAGGAAGAUCAGCGCCUGUCAGCAAGAUAGCCACACCCUAACACCGCUUGGUCAUCACUUGGCUGCCCUUCCAGUCAAUGUCAAGAUUGGCAAAAUGCUUAUCUUCGGUGCCAUUUUUGGCUGCCUUGAACCCAUUGCCACCAUUGCUGCAGCCAUGUCUGAAAAGUCCCCGUUUGCUAUUCCUAUGAACAGGAAGGAGGAGGCCAACCUGGCUAAAUCUGCUCUAGCAGUUGCAAACUCAGAUCACAUGACCAUCUUCAAUGCUUACCUUGGGUGGAAGAUUUCACGGAGCGAGGGAACUCGUGCAGAGAUGGCCUACUGCAGGAGACACUUCCUGAAUCGCACUGCCCUCAUGACGAUUGAGGAUGUGAAGCAGGAGCUCAUUAGGAUGGUGGAGCAGGCCGGUUUCACAGCCUCCAAGCCCAGUCGGACGCCUCGCUCUCACCCCAGCUCUGAACUGAAAGUCCUCGGCACGCUCUCCAAGCAGGACAUCUCUGUUCUCAAUGCCGUGCUGACGGCCGGUCUGUAUGACAGCGUGGGCCGUAUCCUCUGCACUCCCUCUGUGGACGUUCAGGAUCGGGUGGCGUGUGUGGUAGAGACGGCUCAGGGGAAGGCCCAUGUUCACCCCUCCUCCGUCAAUCGCUUCCUACAGACCAACGGUUGGCUUCUCUUCCAGGAAAAGGUGAAAUACUCUAAGGUGUUUCUAAGAGACACUACGAUGAUCUCUCCUUUAUCAAUGCUGCUGUUUGGAGGUGAUAUUGACGUGCAUCACAGGGAGAGACUCAUCUCUCUGGAUGGAUGGAUCCACUUCCAGGCUCCAGUCAGAAUUGGCGUGAUAUUCAAACACCUUCGCAAGCUGAUGGACUCCCUCCUGGAGAGGAAAUUGGCCAAUCCUAGAAUGAAUUUGGAAGAUGAGAAGACCAUACAGAUCAUCACAGAACUGAUCAAGUCAGAAAACAUGCUCUGAGGAAGUGCCUGUUUGUAUUUAAUCAUGAAUUGACUAUAAAUUAAAUGUUGACAAACCUCACUGAGGGGUGAGACUGUAAAUUAUAUUGCCAAACCAUAAUAAAAAUAUUUUAAGACAAAAA